Molecule: messenger RNA, 960 nt
Organism: Mesorhabditis belari
Lineage: Eukaryota; Metazoa; Nematoda; Chromadorea; Rhabditida; Rhabditidae
Source: the annotation of a GenBank genome assembly
AUGGAGAUCAAAAGCGUUUUGAUUGCCGACGAGAUCGAACAGGAAUGCGUUGACAUUUUGACUCAAAAUGGUUUCCAAAUCACCUACAAAAUUAAACAAACGAAAGAGGAAUUGCUUGAGACGGUGCCAAGACACGAUGCUGUUUUGGUUCGCUCAGCUACCAAGAUUACAAAAGAAAUCAUCGAGGCUGCGGCGGGGAAACUGAAAGUGAUUGGACGAGCCGGCACUGGCGUCGACAAUAUCGAUGUCGAGGCGGCCAGUCAACAUGGAGUUCUCGUCAUGAACACACCCCAAGCAAACUCUCGAUCAGCAGCCGAAUUGACAUGUAUUCUGAUUUUGUCGCUCUCUCGACACAUCGCUCAAGCCGAUGCCACGAUGAAAGCGGGGAAAUGGUUGCGAAAAGAGUUCAUGGGAGAAGAGGUUUUCGGGCGAACAGUCGCGAUUCUGGGAUGCGGCCGGAUCGGAUCGGAAGUGGCGCAGAGAUUGAAAGCUUUUGGAAUGCGAUGCAUUGGAUAUGAUCCCGUUUUGAAUAAAGAGCAAGCAGCCGAGCGUGGAAUCGAGUUGUUGAGUCUCGACGAGAUUUGGCCACUAGCUGACUACAUCACCGUUCACGUGCCACUCAUCCCGUCGACAAAGGAUUUGAUUAAUCGACAAGCACUCACCAAAUGCAAAGAUGGUGUUCGGAUCAUCAACGUGGCUCGUGGAGGGAUCGUCAAUGAGAUCGAUCUGGUCGAUGCGCUCAACAGUGGAAAGGCUAAAGGAGCCGCGUUUGAUGUCUUUGAACAAGAGCCACCCAUCUAUCGCGAGUUGAUCAAUCACCCAAAAGCCAUUUGCACUCCGCAUCUUGGUGCCUCAACGCUAGACGCUCAACUUCGAGUGGCCACCGAGGUGGCUGAGAAUCUCGUCGCGAUCAAUCAAGGGAAAAUUCUGGGAGCUAUUAACGCAAAGGAAAUCGGAGUU